Platichthys flesus (European flounder) is the source of this 1976-nucleotide messenger RNA. It is a transcript of the gene commd2, whose product is annotated as COMM domain containing 2. NCBI's taxonomy places the organism in Eukaryota, Metazoa, Chordata, Actinopteri, Pleuronectiformes, Pleuronectidae. The record is from RefSeq and is a predicted model, not a curated record. The transcript has 6 exons. Bases 145 to 774 code for a protein of 209 amino acids.
GAAAUGAGCCGUUAAGCAGGAAAGUGAAAUAGGGGACGAACAUAGCUAGGGACGAAGAGGAAGACACCAACGAAGAAGAAAAAGGACUCAAGUAAUUUUCCGGCUGUUUGUUGGUGCUGAGUUUGGACCAGCACGCUGAGCAGAAUGCUGCUGGUUCUGUCUGACGAGCAUAAAGAACAUCUUUCCUUCUUGCCGAGGGUCGACACUGCAGUGGUUGCUGAGUUUGGUCGCAUAGCACUGGAGUUCCUGAGGAGGGGAAGCAGCCCGAAGAUCUAUGAGGCAGCAGCCAGAAAGCUCUGUGUUCCUGUGGAUAUGGUGCAGCACGGAGUGGAAGGCCUGAUGUUCCUAAUGACAGAGAGCUCCAAACAUAUGAUCACUGAAGUGGAUUUCCUGGACUCUGUGUUAGAUUUGGGGUUUGGUGAUGAGCUACACCAGAUCCUUGUACAGCUCUACCUGCAGCACCAACGUCCGAUCCGCAGCAUCCUGAGUCAGCUGCCCUCUACUCUACCUGCCUACCACAACCUGGAGUGGAGACUGGAUGUGCAGUUGGCCAGUCGCUCGAUCCGUCAGCAGGUCAUUCCCACGCUGACGAUGCGCCUGCUCCUAACAAGAGGCUAUGACGGUGGCAGCAACAGGGUUCUCCAGACAGUCCCCAGCACCCGGGUUCUCCAGACAGACCCCAGCACCCUCCUGCACCUCAUCUCCACACUGGAGGUCGCUCUGGCUGCCAUGAAAACAAGCCACUCUCGACGCAUAUUACGCAAUAUCAAAUAACCGCCCAGGUGGUGUUCGGUUUGGUUUGUGUGCCUCUUGCCACCUGUAAAAUACCACAUUACUGCCUUUAUACACAGAAAUAUGAGAAACACAUUUCUCAGUGUCUCUUUAUUCUUCAGACUAAGAAAUUAUCAUAAUUCAUAAAAAAUCUUUUUUUUACCCUAUGACCCAAAUGGUAUUGCCUGUAAUGUACAUAAUGUUUCUACAGUGCUGCUGAUGUUCCAUUUAAGUGUAAGAUACAGAUACACCAUUCUUGUGGUUUGUAAAAGCAGAGAAAACAAGCCUACCAACGUCUGACUUGAACAGAGUGUUAAUCACAUGAUGCUGAUGUGAUUUACACUCUGUGUUAAAUCUACAGCAGAAGACGAGACAGUCAUUGCUGUUUCCUUUGACGUUUUUUGAGUUCAUGCGUGUAUGCUGCUAUUGUGUACUCAGUGUGUUGGUGAAUCCUGAGCCCUAUUAUGUAAAGUAAAAUAUGUAGAGAAACCUUUGACCACAGUCAGAAGGAAUAAGGGGCCCCCUUUAUUAGUUGUGUGUGUAACCUGUGCAAAAGAAGGUGUCCAUGCAUAGAUGAAUGGGAUCAUAUGUGAGCGUGUCUGUAAAUUUAGAAGCACUCCUGACCAUGUAGGGAAUGUUAUUACAAUGAGACUAUGUUGUAGUAGCUUAAGUCUGAUUAGUAAUUUUCCGGACUCGUGACUUGAACUGGAUUUGACUGCAUUUUGUUGAAGACUGUUUUUAGUUUUUUUUGUAAUACGUCAUAACCGUGGUAGCUAAUAAGAUAUUGAUAGCUCUAUGAACAAUGUAACAUUAUUGGAUUUUUUACAAGGGCAGGCGUGUGUGCUCACCUGGAUUCAUGCUUAUACGCCGUGUAACAGGCCCUGCAUAUAUUCUUAAGUGAUACUCCAAAUUUGACAUUUAGUAGACCUGAAGAAAGCAUGACCUGAAUGAGUGAAAAUCUUCAGAAACUGCUGCAAAAAUUUUGCUCUCCAAUGUCUAGCCCUUUGAAUAGGGAAAUAGAAGCCUACUUCUGCCUGAUCAUCUACUGUUUGUUUAAAACUGGCUGUAGUGAAAGAGGGGAGAACACAGUGCAGUUUCAGACCCAGUUUGCUUGUUGAUGAUUGUUGCACAUUACUACACAGUGUAGAAUUUAUGGCAUUAGAUAUGAUUAUAUCAGUAUUUUCAAUAAAACCCAGUUAUCUGCU